CAAACAGUGAUGGACCGGACGAAGAUUUUCUGGUGUAAGGUGAGUGUGGUUAACGUGAUUUGACUUGCAAUUUGCGUCGCAAAAGACGUGCUACUACUUGAAUCUUCCUGAACACAUACUAAACGGCGGACGCUAUUUAAACUCCUGAAUUUACUAGGGUGAUUUGAUUUCACCACCGGACUCCGAUGCAUCUCAAUAUGGACGGUCGGGAUGUCGCCACUUUCAGCAGUCAGUUCGCUGUGGUAUCGUCUCAACAUGUUAAUGGCGUUGCGUCUAGGAUGUUAUGAGGAAAAAUGAUGCCAUUAGUGAAGAGUGUUGAUCUGAUCGAUACUCAGCCAAGAGCCAUCCUAUAAAUAUCAGGAUAAACUGCUGUUCUUCUCAUCUCCUUUCCAUCGCACUACAACGUUCUUCAAGACAUUAAAGCUCAUUCUUCCAACGCACACACACCUCUUCUCUCACUUUCACUACCUCCCAACUCAUCAAGAUGAAGUUCACUGCUGCAAUUGCUACUGUCAUCCUCGCCAGCGUUGCUGUCGCGGCUCCCGAGCGUGGCCUCGAGGCUCGCCUCAAGGCCCGCGGCGCCGGCAAGGGAUCCCGACCCCUCCAGGCAGUCGCCAGACCUGCUUCGACCAAGAACCAGACCAACGUCGAGUACAGCUCCAACUGGUCCGGUGCAGUGCUGGUGGAGCCCCCUUCUGCCGCGGCGACUUACACUGCGGUGACCGGCACCUUCACUGUUCCUGAGCCCACUGGCAACUCUGGAGGCAGUCAGGCUGCAUCUGCCUGGGUUGGUAUCGAUGGAGAUACCUAUGGAAACGCCAUUCUCCAGACUGGUGUUGACUUCACCGUGACCGAUGGAGAGGCCUCAUUCGAUGCCUGGUAUGAGUGGUACCCGGACUACGCCUACGACUUCAGCGGCAUCGACAUCUCUGCCGGUGAUGAGAUUGUUGCCAUUGUCGAGUCCUACACCUCGACCACGGGUAUUGCUAUCAUUGAGAACAAGAGCACCGGCCAGAAGGUCACCAAGGAGCUGUCAUCCAGCUCCAGCCUUGGAGGACAGAACGCAGAGUGGAUUGUGGAAGACUUCGAGGAAAAUGGCUCGCUCGUCGACCUGGUGGACUUUGGCACUGUCACCUUCACCGGUGCUGUUGCCAAGGCUGCGGGAGGCCAGAGCGUUGGCCUUACGGAUGCUACCAUCAUCGAGAUCGAGGAGAAUGGCCAGGUGGUUACUGAUGUUACCAUCGACAGCGACUCCGAGGUGACCAUCACCUACGAGUAAGCGUGCCCACAAGGCCUGUCACUGUAACUGGAACCGUGGCAGAAUACGUUGAUCAUCUCAAUCUAUAGGGGAUUGAUCGGCAUACAGUAAUGUGAUGAUGUGAUUGGCACAGAGUUUGAGUGAGGUAGUCGGGGAGGAAUUUGUAGAUAGGUUUGAUUUCUAGUAUUACUUUGCGGG
Messenger RNA from Aspergillus eucalypticola CBS 122712, 1456 nucleotides. RefSeq names its product A4/G1 family peptidase. The record is from RefSeq and is a predicted model, not a curated record. Gene Ontology annotation, molecular function: glutamic-type endopeptidase activity. The transcript is spliced from 2 exons. The coding region runs from base 485 to 1279 and encodes 264 amino acids. NCBI's taxonomy places the organism in Eukaryota, Fungi, Ascomycota, Eurotiomycetes, Eurotiales, Aspergillaceae. Gene Ontology annotation, biological process: proteolysis.